Molecule: messenger RNA, 1769 nt
Organism: Myzus persicae (green peach aphid)
Lineage: Eukaryota; Metazoa; Arthropoda; Insecta; Hemiptera; Aphididae
Product: Down syndrome critical region protein 3 homolog
Exons: 7
Coding region: 179-1069 (296 amino acids)
Biological process (GO): intracellular protein transport
Cellular component (GO): endosome
Source: RefSeq, a predicted model, not a curated record
AUUAUUACUAUUGAAAAUGGAAAUAAUAACAUAAUGUCAAGCCGUCCCGUGUCCGUUGUAUGUUAUAUAAUUUUACUAAAUAAUAAAAUGUAAACAUCGUGUCGCGUCACUGUACUGCAGGUCUCACACUCUAACCGCCGCUGCCUACUGAUUCACGGAAUUCCUUUCAAUCAUUGCGAUGGCCGUAAACCUGGACAUACAGCUGAAGCGAUCGAACAAGGUGUAUCGCGAAGGCGACACGAUCGCCGGGGUGGUAAUCAUCGACACGCCGACGGACGUCAAACACGAAGGCGUGUUCAUGACCAUCGAAGGCACAGUCGACCUGCAGAUCAGCACGCAGAACGUAGGCGCUUUCGAUGCUUUCUACAAUUCUGUCAAGCCAGUGCAGUUGAUGAUGUGCUCAUUGGAAAUUGCCCGCGCCGGUCGGUUUCCCGGAGGUAUCACCGAAAUACCAUUCGAAGCGCCCGUCACGCCGCUCUUGAACAAAGUGCUGUACGAGUCCUAUCAUGGUGUGUUUAUAAAUGUCCAGUAUCUGCUGAAGGCCGUCAUCAAGAGGAAUUUUCUGAACAAGGACAUUCACAAAACACUAGAAUUUGUUGUCGAAAACAAUCCAUGUUUAAAUAUGCUGUCGUCUAAAGUGGACAAAUUUGUAAUAAAUCAAAAUACUUUGGCAAAUGUAAAUGAUACUUCCAACAUACCAAAGUUUCACAUUGUUGGUUCAAUCGAUUCAGUUAUCUGUUCAAUUAUGCAGCCAUUUACAGGAGAAAUGAAAAUUGAACAUUCUGAUAUCCCCAUUAAAUCAAUAGAUGUACAAUUGGUGCGUGUUGAGACCUGUGGCUGUGCUGAAGGUUUCUCAAAAGAUGCCACUGAAAUUCAAAACAUUCAAGUUGCUGAAGGAAAUGUAUCAACGGGUAUCUCAAUUCCAAUUUUCAUGAUUUUUCCAAGGUUAUUUUCUUGUUCCACCACAAAAACAACAAAUUUUAAAAUAGAGUUUGAAGUCAAUGUUUCUGUUAUUUUUGUAGACGAUCACUUAGUGACUGAAAAUUUUCCAAUCACUCUCUAUAGAUGAAAUAUAAAUUGUUACUUGUUAAUACGGUUUUAUAAAUAAAAUUUUAAAUACAUGUUUUAAAAUACAUUUUUUAUAUAAAAACAAUACAUGUUUUAAAAUACAUUUUUUAUAUAAUAACAAACAAUAGCUUAUAGAAUAUAGAUUGUAUAAGCCGUCCAGUUGAGUAACAUCACAGAUAAUGGGUUCACAAAAUCACUUUAGCCAUAGGUACACUACUAAACAAAAGUAAUAAAUUUGUAAUCUUCAAGUUGGUAAAUAUCAUCAAAUAUGAAAUUGAAAUUAUUUUCAAGUUUUAAGUUAAGUUUAAAUUUUGAUGGUAAUAACUUUCUCUUCCAUCAGUUCAAAGUGAAACUUUAUUAGCUAUAAAUGUGAUUCAUAUAACAGAAUAAAUAAACAUCAUUUGAAUUUGCUUUUUUGGCUAAUUUUAGAUUUUAUGAGCUUCGUUAUAUUUAUUUCCUUUUUAGAGCUAUAACUAAUUUUAGUCUGUUAAUUAUUUAAAUGUAAUUUUCUUAAAUAUAUUAUAUUAAUUGAUCGCUAACAAACAUUUCUGUUUGGGAACUUAACAUAACUAUAAUUGUUUAAUGCAUCUUAAGAGGUUGAGGGAAAUUAUUCUAUUUAUUUUUAUAAAUUAUUCAAAACAAUUAAUUAGAUGUAUAGAUUAUCCAUUGAAAGAAAAAUUACACCAACAUUAAAUAGUAUA